GGCACACAGGGAAUUGUAAUGUUGAUUUUGUUGUUUUGUUUACAAACUAUUUAAUUUAUAAACCAGCCUACUUGCUGCCAACUGCUCUCCAGGAUGAAUAUCACAAGCUCGCCGGUGGUGCUGUUGAAGUGCCGGAUAUGCCUCGCCGAUUCCCAGGAGGAGACAAUGAGUUCCCUGUUUGAUGAUGAGGCUGAAAACAAUGAUCUGCUAAACGAGAAGGUGGAGUUUUGCUGCGGCAUAAAGGUUCGUAGAUCUGCCCAGAUGCCAACAAAGGUCUGCAGCAGUUGUAGUGAAUUCGUCCGAAUGUGGUUCAACUUUCGCCAGAUGUGCCUGAACUCACAGGUAUACUGGGAAACAAGUUGCCCGGAUUCGGAGAGACCGGAUGAUUUGGUUCAAGUCAGCGAUGGCGAGUACAUGGAGUAUCUCUACGAAAAUCUCCAGCUGAAUUUGAGCCCUGGGAACAAUUGCCAGGAGGAGAUCAGCCAAGUGGCGGAGGAGGAGCAACAGCUAGAGGAUCAAGUACAAGAAGACCUCGAUAUUAACGGAUUUAUCAUAAACGAUCAAAUCGAAGAGGAUGAUGAGCAAAUUAAAGAGAGUUCUGAACAAAUGUUGAUUUCCCACCUGGACGCCUACGCUAACGAUCCAGAAGUGGCAGAAACCAUUGAAGAUAAGGGUGAGCUCGUGGAGGAUUCUUCCCUCCUAAAUGAAGAAUACUAUGAGGUCGAUUACGAGGAGCUCAACGAAGAUGAUUUUCUUUCAACCUCACCUUCGCCGGCUCCCAGCCCACAAGAGGACACGCUCAACUCAGGAAGGUUCCGGAAGCUGGGCAGGCCCCGUAAGCCCGACAGCGAACUCAAGUUCAAGCGGAAGGACAUCAACGGCAAGGGAAAAGCGUCCAAGACCAAGACCGAAGACAAGUUUGUCUGCAAUCUGUGCGGCAACGUCUAUUACAAGAAAUCCAUCUUCACCGCCCAUCUGAUGACCCAUACGGAAUACAAACCACAUCAAUGCGAAAUCUGCAACAAAUCCUUUCGCCAAAUGGGCGAGCUGCGGGCUCACAUCCGACGCCAUACGGGAGUGCGUCCCUACAAGUGCAUGUACUGCGACCGCCACUUCUAUGAUCGAAGCGAAAGAGUUCGCCACGAGCGGGUACACACUAACACUCGUCCCUACGCCUGUCAAGAGUGCGGCAAGACCUUUACACACACCGCCAUACUAAAGAAUCAUCUUCUGGUCCACUCCGGCGAAAAAAAUUACAACUGUGACAUAUGCUCCAAGUCAUUCACCCUGCUGCAUCAGUUAAAGGCCCAUUUGCAGACCCUCACCCACCGCAACAAACUGGAAAGCACCAUUCCCAACUCUACGGACUUCUCGCAAAGCUAAUGCGCUGCAAAUAUAUUAUAAUUUAAGUUUGCUAAAAGUAUUUCAGGCUAGAAAAAAAGACAAGUUUGUCAUAAAUUUAUAUUUAUUUUUAUUAGCUAUU
This is a messenger RNA of Drosophila rhopaloa, 1483 nucleotides long. Its product is annotated as zinc finger protein 771. Lineage: Eukaryota; Metazoa; Arthropoda; Insecta; Diptera; Drosophilidae. The record is from RefSeq and is a predicted model, not a curated record. The transcript has 4 exons. Bases 94 to 1383 code for a protein of 429 amino acids. Gene Ontology annotation, cellular component: nucleus. Gene Ontology annotation, molecular function: zinc ion binding.